This is a messenger RNA of Hermetia illucens (black soldier fly), 624 nucleotides long. Its product is annotated as barrier-to-autointegration factor-like. Gene Ontology annotation, molecular function: DNA binding. NCBI's taxonomy places the organism in Eukaryota, Metazoa, Arthropoda, Insecta, Diptera, Stratiomyidae. The transcript has 2 exons. The record is from RefSeq and is a predicted model, not a curated record. The coding region runs from base 257 to 520 and encodes 87 amino acids.
AUCUUACCCCAUUACCGAAUGUCUAGAAAGCUCGAAAUCUACAUGUGUACCCGCUGCUUGUGCACUUGGUUACCAGAGCGUUCACAACUAAUUUAUUCUACGUGCCCGUGCGGAGCUUUGGUUGGUAACGAAUCCGGAGCGAUCGGUGAAUAAGUAGAUAUCAUUGUGUAGAGUGCAGUUGGGUACGCAUAGUUUUUUCCUGUGGGAAUAGCACCAGAUACUAUUGCACCCGGUUUUAUUAUCCAGAUAACGCAAAAUGCCGAAAGUGAGUUUCUUUGCGACGGAACCCAUCGGCGACAAACUCGUGACGGAAAUUCCGGGCGUGGGUGAAGUCAUCGGCAAGCGGUUGACAGACGCUGGCUUUGACCGAGCCUCCACUCUCUUAGGUCAGUAUCUGAUUUUGAAGCGAAACCGAGACAAGUUCGACAAAUGGUUUAAAGAAGUCUGUGAUGCCAGCACUAGGGAGACUGACAGCUGCUUCGAUUCUCUAGAUCAAUGGUGUUUGCGUUUCCUAUAUUAGUUUCUUGCAAGGAGAGUAGUCUGAUAAUCUAAGAUGUCACAAUUUAUUUAUUAACACUAGUCAUCACGCCGAUCUAUAUUUUUAUUAAAAUUUAUGUACAGAUA